Messenger RNA from Cutaneotrichosporon cavernicola, 582 nucleotides. RefSeq lists its product as uncharacterized. Gene Ontology annotation, molecular function: structural constituent of ribosome; rRNA binding. Gene Ontology annotation, biological process: ribosomal small subunit biogenesis; translation. Lineage: Eukaryota; Fungi; Basidiomycota; Tremellomycetes; Trichosporonales; Trichosporonaceae. Gene Ontology annotation, cellular component: cytosolic small ribosomal subunit. The coding region runs from base 1 to 582 and encodes 193 amino acids. The transcript is spliced from 3 exons. The record is from RefSeq and is a predicted model, not a curated record.
AUGACCGCCGCGCCACGCAAGCAGUCGAAGACCUACAAGGUCCCCAAGCGCCCGUACGAGGCCGCCCGUCUCGAUGCCGAGCUCAAGCUCGCCGGCGAGUACGGUCUCCGCAACAAGCGUGAGAUCUGGCGCAUUCAGCUCACCCUCUCGAAGAUCCGUCGUGCUGCUCGUGAGCUCCUGAAGCUCGACGACAAGGACCCCAAGCGUCUCUUCGAGGGCAACGCCCUUAUUCGCCGUCUCGUCCGCAUCGGUGUGCUCGACGACGCGCGCAUGCGUCUCGACUACGUGCUUGCCCUCAAGACCGAGGACUUCCUUGAGCGCCGUCUCCAGACCCAGGUCUUCAAGCUCGGCCUCGCCAAGUCGGUCCACCACGCCCGUGUUCUCAUCCGCCAGCGCCACAUCCGCGUCGGCAAGCAGGUCGUCAACGUUCCUUCGUUCGUUGUCCGCCUCGACUCGCAGAAGCACAUCGACUACUCGCUUAAGUCGCCCUACGGCGGUGGCCGCCCCGGCCGUGUCCAGCGCAAGCGCGCCAAGGCCGCGGCUAGUGGUGACGGUGAGGACGCCGAGGAGGACGAGGAGUAG